AUGUUAAUUAGUAUGGUCAUUACAUUAUUAAGUUAUAUUCAUAUUAGUGAAGGUUUAUUUCAAUGUAAAAAACUUGGUGAAACAUGUCAUAAAACAGUGUUCGAUCGUUGUUGCGGUAAUACUGUUUGUCAAUUAAAAGGUUUCAAAGGAAAAUGUGUUCGGUGUUUAAGCGCUGGAAGUCGGUGCAUAAAAAAUCGAGAAUGUUGUCAUGUUUUAUUCAAAUGUAAACGUCUUGGUGACUCUUGUCGUAGAACUAUAUUUCAUCGUUGUUGUGGUGAUGCCACGUGUCAGUUAAAUAGUUCUAAGGGUAAAUGUGUACCGUUGUUACGAGUUGAUCGUUCAUGUUGGAGAAAUAAAGAUUGUUGUAGUGGAAGAUGUCACCGUUCGAAGUGUAAAAACUUUGAAAAUCGAAAUAUAAACGCUAUUUUGCAAAAACGAUUUUAA
Molecule: messenger RNA, 444 nt
Organism: Schistosoma bovis
Lineage: Eukaryota; Metazoa; Platyhelminthes; Trematoda; Strigeidida; Schistosomatidae
Source: the annotation of a GenBank genome assembly